AUGCCCAAGGAACACAAGAAGCGCGGCCGCCGCGAAGAGCAGAAAAAGCGGAAGCGCGACCACGACCAUGUCGACGCCGCUCCGAAGCGCCUGAAGAAGGAAGACGACGUCGAGCUUGAGUCCAUCGAAAAUGGUGAGGCGUUCCACCAUGAGCCCGUCGACGUUACCAGACCCGGCGAGCUCACCUACUAUGGCAUGCUCGACGACGAGGAGCAGGAGUACUUCAAGCGCGCCGACGAGAUGCUGGAGCUGAACCAGUUCGAGGAUCCAGAGGCGCGCAACUUAUUCCUCGCCAGCGUGUACAAGGAAGCCGACGGGAAAGAGCUGAAGAUUGCGAAUAGCCAGUCGUGCUCGCGCCUGCUGGAGCGCCUGAUCCUUCUUUCCUCGCCAGACCAGCUGAAAAACCUGUUCCAGAAGUUCAACGGACACUUCCUCAACCUGGUGCAGCACCGGUUUGCCUCCCACUGCUGCGAAGCACUUUUCAUACAUGCCGCCCCCGUCGUCACUCUCGAGCUUGCCGAACCGCAGACCUUACAAACGCCGCCCUCCUCAGAUCCUAAUGCCAUCAUCGUUUCCAUGGAGAGCUUGUUUCUUUACACCCUGGCCGAGCUAGAGGAGCACCUUGGCUACCUAAUGACCGACCGCUUCGCUUCCCAUGUCCUGCGAGUUCUGCUCGUUGUCCUCUCUGGCGCGCCACUCGCGAAAGAGAACAAGAACAAGUCGGUAUUGCAAAGCAAGAGGAAAGAAAAGGUCGGCAUCGCAGGAACCGAGAGAGGACAGGAUUGGGUUUUGGAGAAGAGACCAGUUCCCAAAUCUUUUCUGGAAGCUCUGGAGAAGACGAUCAACGCCAGCGCUUCCACUCUCGACACCGCAAACCUUCGCCUCCUCGCCACACAUCCUCUCGGCAACCCGACGCUGCAACUCCUGCUGAAGCUGGAACUUGCGCACUUCGGGAAGUCGAGGGCAAAGGAUGAAAACUCAAUCAUUCACAAGAUGCUGCCGGACGACCCCAUUGCAGAAGGGACGGAAAGCGCAGCCUUCAUCAACGGCCUCGUAUACGACCCCAUUGGCUCCCGACUACUGGAAACUAUCAUCGAAAGUGCGCCCGGCAAGCUGUUCAAGCAGAUAUACUCGGAAUUCUUCAAGGAAAGAAUGGGCAGCUUGUCACGCAACGAAAUUGCUGGCUACGUAGCUGGCAAGAUCCUGGAAAGGUUAGGAAAGGACGACCUGGACGAAGCGAUGCGCCAGAUUGUCGAGCAGAUCCCAAAUCUCGUCGAGCGAAAUCGAACGGCUAUCAUCAAGACUUUGCUCGAGCGAUGCAUCGCCCGCAACGUGGACAUAUCACUCAUCAAGGAUCAGUUGGAGGCAGUCUACAGCGGUCCCAACGGCUUUGAGGUGACGCGCAUUCUCAGAGUCAGUGAGAGCCCAGCGGAGAACUUGAAGCAAAACGGCAAGCAGGAUCACUCGCCAGAGAAGGUUCACGGAUCGCUACUUGCGCAAACGAUGAUGGCAGUCGAUGGCCCUCUAGGCGACCUCAUCUUCGAUUCACUCGCGAAACUUACCCCAGAACUUUCAGUUCAGCUUGCGCGCGACCCCACCGCAUCGCGAACUCUUCAAGCCGCACUAACUGCAGAACAUGCCUCGGUCAUUUUCCGCCGCAAGAUGAUACAACAGUUUUACGGUCACGUUGGUGAGCUAGCGCUCGAUCCAGCAGCCUCCCGCGUCAUCGAUGCUGUCUGGCACGGCACACAUGGCCUCGCGUUCAUUCGCGAGCGCAUUGCAGAGGAGCUUGCCGAGAACGAGAACUCACUCCGAGAAUCCUUCGUCGGUCGCGCGGUAUGGAGAAACUGGCGCAUGGAUCUCUACAAGCGGAAGAGGGGCGAUUGGGUCAAGCAGUCGAAAUACACCGCGGGCAACGACGGCUUCCAGUCAUUCCCCGAGAGCAACGGCGAGUCUUCCACAACACCUCCGCAUCGUCAGAGCCAUGCUCAAAACCAAAGAGGCGGCAAGCACAUGAGCGCGAUCGAACUUGCUAGGCAAAAACAUGCUGCGAAAGCUGUGGAGGCGAAGAAAAGGGAAGCGCAAACAGACAAGAAGAUGAAAAGGGAGAAAAAAGAUAAACAUGUUGGUGUUGCUGAGAGCAGCAAAGGCAAGGAAAAAGCAAGUGUCGUGGCACAAUAG
This is a messenger RNA of Parastagonospora nodorum SN15, 2181 nucleotides long. RefSeq lists its product as hypothetical. The transcript has 2 exons. The coding region runs from base 1 to 2181 and encodes 726 amino acids. The record is from RefSeq and is a predicted model, not a curated record. Gene Ontology annotation, cellular component: preribosome, small subunit precursor; nucleolus; 90S preribosome. NCBI's taxonomy places the organism in Eukaryota, Fungi, Ascomycota, Dothideomycetes, Pleosporales, Phaeosphaeriaceae. Gene Ontology annotation, molecular function: RNA binding. Gene Ontology annotation, biological process: endonucleolytic cleavage in 5'-ETS of tricistronic rRNA transcript (SSU-rRNA, 5.8S rRNA, LSU-rRNA); endonucleolytic cleavage to generate mature 5'-end of SSU-rRNA from (SSU-rRNA, 5.8S rRNA, LSU-rRNA); endonucleolytic cleavage in ITS1 to separate SSU-rRNA from 5.8S rRNA and LSU-rRNA from tricistronic rRNA transcript (SSU-rRNA, 5.8S rRNA, LSU-rRNA).